AGCUGUAGCUCACGAAAGCUUAUGCUCUAAUAAAUUUGUUAGUCUCUAAGGUGCCACAAGUACUCCUUUUCUUCUAGUGUCUACUGCACACAAUAACUUCUAGGUUGUUUGUUAACCCAGUGACACUCAGCAUUCUGGCUGGGGCCGGCUAAUGCAGACAAACCGCAGCCUUUCCUGCAGCUCUGCCAAAGCUCCUCCCGCCCUGCCAGCCCAGCUCCAAGUGCAGCUUUAGUUGUGCUGAGCGGUGUGGUGUUUGCUCAUGUGUCCACUAGGGCCCAGGCUAUGACCACCCAACUCUCUCUCACUUCUGCCCAGAGACAGAGAAAAGGCUGAUGCUGCCUCUCCUGCCAUCCAUCAGGCCCUGUAUGUGUAUGACUAUAGAUUAGAAUGACUCUUUCCUGUCUACCUCUGUUUCUCUUAGUAACCAGGUAACACAGCAGCAGUGCCCUUCAUGGUGUAGACUCGUAUUAAAACAGAACCAUCUGAAAGACGAUCUGCCUGCAAAUGGCAUGGCUGAACCCUGUCCUGGAAGAAAAUUCCAAGGCUUUUUCAACUACUAUUAAGUAAAACAUUGUGGCUAUACCUAAAUAUGAACAGAACUCAUCCUCAGAGAAAUUUUGGUAGAAUCUCAUUUGAUUCAACAAAGUUCUCCCCUGAAGAAAGAGAUCGCUGCCAUGAAUGCAGGGCAUGUUUAAGUUGUACUCGAAGAUGCCUCUGUAUCUCCAUUAUUGCACUGCUUGCACUCGGUGUCGUAGGUGCUGUCAUUGGUUUUGCCAUCACAUUUGGACUCCCGCCACCCACUCAAGUGAACCGUUUCUGUGUGACUUCAGUUAACCAGACUGGCUUUUUGUGUGAUGACAGAGUAACCUGCCUUCCAGCCAGUAGGAUCUGCAACAGAAUCAGAGAGUGUAUUAAUGGAGAGGAUGAGCAGGAGAAAUUAUGUAAUGAUUUGCCCAAUAGCCUUCCAGGAUACUUGAUCUUCCGCUGCAGCAACCCUGUGUACUGGAUCUAUGCUGAUAAGAAGUGUAAUGGCGCAAAUGACUGUGGAGACUGUUCUGAUGAAAAGGGGGCCUUGGCUAGCUGCCCUCCUUGUGGGACUCAGUGGUGGAGCUGCACACCGGUGUUUUACGAGUAUUGCACCUGCAUUCCCAAGGCCCUCUGCAGAGACAGAAUCCAGCACUGCUCAGACUGGUCUGAUGAGUAUGCAUGCAAUAGAUGAAGUACCUAGAGCCAAGAGCACUUAGGAGCAGGACCUCUUCAUAAUCCCCAAGCAGAAAACCCAAUGCUCUGUGGCAGAAACCAGAUACCUAAAUGAAUGACCACAGCUACCAAGCAGAACACAGAAAUAGCUACAAUUUCAAACAGAGGGAAUUGCAGAGAGGAGAAACCCACCUUACAAAACCACUUUGCCUGCAAAGCCAUUCAGCAACAACCUACUAAAGGCUAUCUGUCUGUCAGGCUUCCAGACUGGUCCCUCAGGUGGAAUAUUGUUUGUUUUGCCUGUAUUAUGUGUCUGAGUUGGAUGGUCAGUUUAUGAUGGUAGGGACCUUAUCUUCCUUUGUUUGUACAUUGUUCAGCUAAUAAUAAGGGCCAGAACAGAGGGAGAAAUGGAAACAAAGAUUGAAGCAAGUUUUUUCCACCAAAUGCAUCCGAUGAAGUGAGCUGUAGCUCACGAAAGCUUAUGCUCUAAUAAAUUUGUUAGUCUCUAAGGUGCCACAAGUACUCCUUUUCUUUUUGCGAAUACAGACUAACACGGCUGCUACUCUGAAACCUUUGGGGUGUGUGUGUCAGAAUACUGGGCAACAACAGCAGUGCCCACACUGAUCAUUAUAUCACCAAUUAAAUCACCUCAAGCUAAGCGGGGAGAUAGCUGUGCCUGUUUGACAGAUUAGAAUGGGCUGGGGAGAGGUAAAGCACUAAUUAACCGAGGGAGUAGAACAAGACAGGAAGGAAGUGGCAAGGGAAACCAGAGAGAGAGAGGCGGGCUGUGAGAGCCCAGGCCUGAGAGAGAUCUCCUCCCUUUCCUAGCCUUGGUAGCCUGAGCAAUUAUAUAUUAUUGCACCUGAAAGAUGAUGGGGGAACACUGUAAAUACACCAUGGGUGAUGUCUAUGAGCGGAGAGUCUCCAAGCAGCCUGAGUGUGCAGAGAAAGACGGGAGUGGAGGGGACACCCUCUUACAUGUGGGGAUUUGUACAGAUUAAGGUAAGAUCCUGGACAGACAGAGAGCCUCCACGUGAAGGUUUGGCAGCCUGGAUAAUGGAGGAGAACCCGCAAUGGCUGGCGGAACAACAAAAGAGAAUGCAGAAGACCUUGCAAAGCUUCCAGUAGUGUCACCACCUGGAGAGACAAGUGUUGCUCGCCUGGCAGGCAGAACAGCAAAAAAGUCUGUAUGACUUCAUCCAAGAGCAAACGACUGUGCAGCAGCAGUGAUGACAAAGGGCAGUGAGUCCCAUAGCAGGGAAUGGCAAAUCCGUACAGGGACUGGCCUCUGUAAGAUAUGACUCAAAUGCGUUAAUUGGCAUCUUUGGAAGGGUGGAUAUGAGCAGGGCUCAAACUACAAGAUGGUGAAGGCAGCCAUCUUGGAUUGGGUGGGCCUGUCUGCUGAAAAGUAUGACAGAAGUUCUAAGCUGUGAGAUGGAUGGGCCAUCUGAUGUCUGAGACUGGACACCCAAACUGUGGGGGAGAUUAGGAAUGUUCUGAUUUUUGAGCCUCUCCAAGAGCAUGCAGGUCUGGGUCAGACAGCAUCAGCUAGGUACCUUAGAUGAAGCAGUUAAACUGACAGAGGAGUUUGGGGAAGCAGGCUUCCCCAGGAAAGAAGGCCGACCAUUUAGGGAAUCAGAUCCAGGAAAGAAGUGUGGGGAACCCCCUGCCUAGAAGUGUGUAGAGGAGAAGAGUCCAGAGAAGCUCUGACAAGUACUCAUACAUUUACCUAUUACCAGAGUGGGAAGCGGGGACACUUGAAAAGAGGCUGUCCAUACAUGGAAUGCAAGGUGUUUUGCCAAGGUCGGUAGUUGGGCUGGGAUUCUCAGGCAGGUGAAAGAAAAUAAACUGUCUACCAUUUCUGUGAUGGUGGGGAGGAAGAGUUAAAGGGGCCUGGUAGACACAGCCCCAGCUUGCUUUCUGGUCCAGCGGGCAUUGUGUUGGAUCAUAUUAAAGUAGUUCUGUAUUAAAAUCACAAAUGAGUUUUUGAUUCUUCAUAGUUUAAAUUCCAGGGUACUACUAAUUAAGAAGUCUCUUGGUUUUUUGUACUGUUUCUCUCCCUCUAUGUGUGAAACUUGCAAGCUGCUAAUUGUGUUAGUACAUUCUAAGACAGAGUCUGUUCUCAAAGCAAUUCUUUGUAAUAACUACUCACACACAGAAAGAAAAG
Molecule: messenger RNA, 3367 nt
Organism: Dermochelys coriacea (leatherback sea turtle)
Lineage: Eukaryota; Metazoa; Chordata; Testudines; Dermochelyidae
Gene: LDLRAD1
Product: low density lipoprotein receptor class A domain containing 1
Exons: 7
Coding region: 590-1219 (209 amino acids)
Molecular function (GO): protein binding
Source: RefSeq, a predicted model, not a curated record